CUGAACAGAGUAAACUGACAUCAGACCGUCUCCAUUAGCAGCCGCCGUCCGCUCCCAACCGACACUUAUUUAACCACUUAUUACUCACCGGGACCACCGGGCUCUCCCCCCCUCAUCUGCUCAGUGCUGUCCGGGGUUCCUCACCAUGGAGAAGAGCAGCUAACGUUAAGCUAAGCGGUGUCCGUUAGCAGCGGGACUCCUCCGGUUGACAGUCGACGGCAGCAGCGGGAUCAGAGCGCGGCUCGUCCGGGGAGGAGGAGGGAGGUUACUGGAUGUCACCGACACCGCGAAACUCUCGUUAGCCCGGCAGCCAGCUAACGAUAAACCGCCUGUAAAGUCACAAACAACAAACGGAAAGCAGGAAUUUAACGGCUGCUGGCCAGAGGAGCUGUGGCGAACCACUGACUGUGGAUGCUGAUUCACGAGGAGCAUGAGUCAUGACCUCGGUGGUGCUGGUCGACACUGGUGGGACGGUGGUGGAGUAUGUCACAGCUGAGGAGGAUCCACAGCAGCAGGAUGGAGAAUGUGAGGUGGAUCUGGAGCUGGAAGGAGAAGUGGAAGGCGAGUGUGAAGCUGAGGAGGCCUAUGAAGAUGCACUGGAAAGAGAAGAGGCAGACGAGUACCCAGCAGUCAUAGUGGAGGAGAUACCCGGUGCCAGCCUGACCGAAGAGCAGGGUUACUCAGCCCAGGUGGUGGUGUAUGACAAUGAGGAGUAUCUCAUGCAAGAAGUAGCCGAUGAGCAGGAAGUGGAGACAGAAGGGGAAGCAGUGGAGGCUUCUGUUCAUGGCACCAGUGUUCAUUGCUCAGACAAAACCAUUGAAGCUGCAGAGGCUCUGCUGCGAAUGGAUUCACCUUCCAGUCUCAGAGAAGACCGAAGCCCAGAAGCUUUUAUCCCACCAUGCGUAACCACGCCAGACUUCCUUCAUGCGGCCAUGCGACCCGACAUGAUUGCAGAGACAGAGGUGGAGAUUUCAACAGAAGACUGUUGCGAGGAGGAGGAGGAUGAGGAGAUGGUCACCCUGCUGGAAGAGCCAGAGCCAGAACCGGACCACCAGGCUAUCAGGAAGAGGCGAGCUGGACGGAAGCCAAAGACACAUCAGACGGUGAUAUCUAAUGGCUCACCGGAUCUCGGCAUCAAGAAGAAACCAAGAGAAGGGAAAGCUGGGAACACAACCUACCUUUGGGAGUUUCUGCUGGACCUCCUCCAGGACAAGAACACCUGUCCCAGGUAUAUCAAGUGGACCCAGAGGGAGAAAGGUAUCUUCAAACUGGUUGACUCAAAGGCCGUGUCCAAGCUGUGGGGAAAACACAAAAAUAAGCCAGACAUGAACUACGAGACCAUGGGACGGGCACUAAGGUAUUAUUACCAGCGCGGCAUUCUCGCCAAGGUUGAAGGCCAGCGGUUGGUGUACCAGUUCAAAGACAUGCCCAAAAACAUUGUCAUCAUUGACGAUGACAAGGCAGACAUGCCCGCCCCUGAAGAUCUGAUCGGUUCAGAUGCAGCAGCAUCCUGCGAGCGUGUUCCUCCGCCAUCAGAUAUGCUGCUCCAGGCCUCUGACCUGUCUUCCACAAAGAAGCCCAACAUUUUGCGGGGCGCUAACAGAGCCAACGUAGUCCAAACUUCGGCCGCCAGCGCCAGCAAGCCAGCAGCAGGAGGUGGAGCAGUGGUGACGGCAGGGGUACCAAGGAUAGUGGCAGUUCCAGGGGCAAACGAUGGGAGCCAGACCCAACAGAGUCACACAGCUAUCAUCCCGAGCGCCACAGGGCCCAGGACGGUGCGGGUGGCUAUGCAGGUGCCUGUAGUCAUGACGACAUCACUCGGUCAGAAGAUAUCUACAGUUGCUAUGCAGCAGCCAGCGGGAACAACAGGGGCAGCCGGACACACCACCCUCCUCACCAACACCUCUGCUAUCGGAGCUGCUGCUGGGAACACCAACUCACAACAGAAGGUUGUGAUCCAGACUAUCCCCACCAUGGUCCCUGCCACAGCGGAGAAUGGAGACAAGAUCACCGUCCAGCUGGCCAAGAUCAUCACAAUUCCAGCCCACCAGUUAGCUCAGUGUCAGCUGCAGACCUCCACAGGCUCAAACAAGCCCAGCGUUGGAGCCUCCCCAGCAGGCAUCAGCCUCCUCGGGAGCCCCCUGACGGUCCGGGCCCUGGCGCCCGUCAACGUAGCCCCGGGAACGCAAGUGAUGAGACUCACCGUGCCGGCGCAGGCGCAACAACAGACUCUGGUGGUGUCACAGCCUGGAGGCGUCAGCAGCGGGGCGGGUGUGGUCACAGUGUCAACAGCCAAUCAGGCGUUGUCGCCGCAGCCUCGCAUCAUUGGUGGCGUCAUCAAUGGCUCGGAGCUGGUAAUCGGAGGAGCUGGAGGAGUCUCAGUGGAGAAGCUGAAGGCGGCAGGAGUCCAGGUCCAGGCUAUCCAGGUACCGGUGACGAUGGCAGUACAGCAGAACCAGCAGAACCCCAAAAUUGUCCAGAACAUCAAAUCAGAGGCCGUGGACACUGAGGUGGUAAUCAAACUGGAAACACCUGAUGUGACGAUAAAGACAGAAGAGCUUGAGUGUUAAAAUACAUCCUUCUUCUCUGCCAGAGACAGUUAGUUUGUACAUUUCCGAAGUCAUUUUUACUCUUGUGAUAACCAGCAGUAGUCUGUGAGACUUUAAACACUCCUGAAGGCCUGUUUUUAGUCCUGAACCCAUCUUCACAUCUUCCAUUUCGAUGCCUAGAACAUUUUCUGAACUCAGCCGGUCUCCCUCAGAACUACACAGAAACCUCCAGAGUGCCGUUUCCGGAGCCCUGCAACAUAGGAACACACAGACUUUAAAGGGAUUUGUUGGGAAAAGCAAAGGGACCAACCUUGAUCACUACAAUUUAUGCCUUCAAAAUGGAUCGCUGUCACUGACUCAAAUUAGGAAAAAACCUUGGAAAACAAAGUGAAACACUACAAAAAGAAAACAAGGCGAGUAAUUACAAGCAACCAAAAUGUGAACCAUCAAGUUUUUAAAAAGACAAAAUGAGGGCAGGGGUGGUAUAAUGCAGCUUUUGUAGAGAGCAGGUAUUUGUGAUUCUGCCUCUACAAAUGUUAAAACCAGCAACUUGUUUUUUUAAAAAAAAAAAACAAAAACUUGUAUCACUGUGCAGAUCAAGUGUGGGUGGUGCUACAAGAACCCUUAAAGAGUGAAAGUGGAGCUGCGAAAAGCUCCCACAGGAACGAUAUCAGAAAGAAAAUGGUCAUGUAUGUACAUAUAUAUAUAUAAAUAUAUAUACUAUACAGUUUACAGAGCUAAUGUUAACAGAACAGCCUUAGAUUUUAAUUUUGACUUUCUUUUUCAUGUAUUGUCUGAAUGGUAAGAUGAAAUUUGUUUGUGUUUUGAUACCUUUGUACCAAGCACAGUAUUAUUGAAACUAGGAGGAUUAAUAUUUGUAUUAUUAUUGGUUCCUCUUUUCAGGCUGUUAAUGCUAAUAUAGGUUGAAUCUCACAGUAAAAACAGCACCAUGUUGUAGAUCAGUGGCCAGAUUGCUUGCGGUGUCUCCGAAACCGUUUUGACAAAAGGAUCCUGUUUUUUUUUUUCCUCUUUUAUGACAGAUGUUUGCGGUUAUUCCCAAACCUGCAGUCAGGUGCAUGCACAUGCCAAGAAAUGUGGGCUGACGCAUGCUGCCAUGUCUUGGAAAAAAAAAAGUUUGAAAACAUAAAUAGGAAUAUGUCUAAUCUCAGAUUUCAAUAAUGAACUGAACCAAACUAUUUUAAUUACUAAAAAAAGAGGCGUUGGAAAUCAUGAGUUUAUGCAAAAUGGCUGCAAACAUUGUCCACCCACUGUGGAUUUCAGGUCACUUUACUUCUUGCUUAAAACAAAGGGUCAGUUUGCCAGAACAGAGUUUCUGCCAUGUUGGCUCUGCCCCUACGUUUUAUUAUUUUUCUUUUUUUUUUUUAAACCUAGGAAGAGGGAAGAGAGAGAGAGAAAGAGGUUUGUGUUCAGACUGAACUGUUUGUAUAUUCAACAUUUGAAGUAUAUUCUAUUUUGUUGUACUCUUGUUUCAAAGUGUAUUAAAGUAGAUUUUACUGAAAUAUAAAAAGACAUUUGAAACCUGA
This is a messenger RNA of Amphiprion ocellaris (clown anemonefish), 4093 nucleotides long. It is a transcript of the gene elf2b, whose product is annotated as E74-like factor 2b (ets domain transcription factor). The transcript has 10 exons. The record is from RefSeq and is a predicted model, not a curated record. The coding region runs from base 438 to 2570 and encodes 710 amino acids. NCBI's taxonomy places the organism in Eukaryota, Metazoa, Chordata, Actinopteri, Pomacentridae. Gene Ontology annotation, cellular component: nucleus. Gene Ontology annotation, biological process: regulation of transcription by RNA polymerase II; cell differentiation. Gene Ontology annotation, molecular function: sequence-specific DNA binding; DNA-binding transcription factor activity, RNA polymerase II-specific.